Molecule: messenger RNA, 837 nt
Organism: Ectocarpus siliculosus
Lineage: Eukaryota; Phaeophyceae; Ectocarpales; Ectocarpaceae
Source: the annotation of a GenBank genome assembly
AUGUAUCAUCAUUUUCCAAUAAAAAUAACUGGACAGGAGCUGUCGGAGUGCACGACGCCACACAAGAAACGGGCUUCGUCCUGGGCAACCCUGCAGGACCUCGCCGCCGAGACCGCGGAAGAAACCCUGGACGGAAUGGGAGGGGGGGGCACGCGAACGGCAGCAGGGGCGGGUACCAACAACAACAACGACGUGGACAUCCGGAAGACGAUCUCGUCUCCAGCGCUGCAGCAGAUGCUCUCUCACCGCGGACUCUCCGCCGCCUUGCCGCCGUCCCCUACCUCCGCGGCUGGCGUUUCGGCGGGGGGGGGGUUCGGGGUAGGCCUAGGGGCGGUGCCGUCUCAUCUAGGGGGCGGGGGACUAGCAGCGCUACCGUCCUCCAAUAUCCCAGCUGCUACUGCUGCUGCUGCUGCUAUGCCUUCGGGGUUGGGAGGCGUGUUCGCGCCGGGGCUCGGUGCAAUGAGCGGGGGUUCCGCGGUAUCGACAGCGUCAGGGGGGGCCGUAGGUGGAUUUACUCCCGGCAUCACAGCCCCCCCGAGCGGCGAGCCUGCAGGUGGACCGGGGAUGGUCGGCGCGAAUCCCCCCCCGGACGUUAACGCCUUUUCCUCGGCGGCGGCGGCGGCGGCGGCGGCGGCCGGAGCCUCCAUGAACCCGCUGCAACGCGCCUCCAUGAACAUGAUCGCGUCGAUGAACAUGAACCUAGGGGUAAAGAUGGGGCUCGACUUGGCGGCGCGGAUGGGGGGAGCGGGGGCACCGGGGGGGGUGAUGAUGCAGCCGGGCAUGGUCGGCGCCGCCGCCGCUCGGGGAGCAGGGACGGAGGACAUGAUGUCGACGUAA